This is a messenger RNA of Aplysia californica (California sea hare), 1633 nucleotides long. RefSeq lists its product as uncharacterized. The record is from RefSeq and is a predicted model, not a curated record. The transcript has 7 exons. Bases 1 to 1071 code for a protein of 356 amino acids. Lineage: Eukaryota; Metazoa; Mollusca; Gastropoda; Aplysiida; Aplysiidae.
AUGGUGGUUGUUGAGAUAAAGGUACACGCAUGCACGAAUGGUGAGAGUUGUUUGUCUGAUAAGGAAACUGUAGGCGUCAUUGUCACGGACACAGACUUCAUCAAGCUUGACUUCAACGCCUGUGGGGUCAGCCCUGGAAACCCAGGACCCAGUUAUCUCUCAGGAGUCGCCAGAUGCAGGCCCACCACGGGGUGUAAGCACAAGAUGGGCUACGGCUUCAAAAGAGGCGGUUAUGUGUGUGUCUGCAAGUCCGGAUGGCGAUAUCCCUGGUACCUGGACCCGCCCUAUCAGGGCGACAGUGUGGAGCAGGCUACCCAGACGGAGUACCUUGGCGGAUUCCAAUGCACGCCCUCCGACUAUCGCUUGGUACUGCCUGUGGUGGACAAUCUGUCUGGUGCUUCGGUAGAGGGCGCUGGUGGUAUCGGCGCUGGGGGACGAUUGGAGAAGAAAUCUGGCGCCGGUCGGAGACGCAGGAACGCUGAGAGAGCUCAUAAAAGUGACAUCAACUCCACGACUCUGUACCGUAGAGGCCACGAGGGUGAGGGAUCGGCGUCGGGAGACGGGCACGACUUGGAGGAGCUCGCUCACCACAACACUGCCGUCAAGUACAGCAUCUCAGACAUGAUGGCAUUGGCUGAGAAACUGGCACAGAUCCGGGGUGAAGUUGAGACAAAAGGAAUCUACACACAUCAAGGUUCAGGCGUGACAAUGACAUUCGAGACUUCAAUUGAAGACGACUAUGCUGAGAAAAACAACGUUGCCCAGAGCGUAGAGAAAGAGUAUCAGAAAGACGUGAAGGAGCACCACACACUGCGGCAGGCUCUGGAGUUGGAUUACCGAGAGCACGGGGGGAACCUGACCCUCACAGCGGAGACUCUGAGAGACAGCGUCGUGAGAGUCAGAGACAGGCAUAUACAGCGCUUUCAAGUAAGCAAAGAAAAAACGAAGGGAAUAAAGAAAAUAAUUAAAGAAAGAAAGAAAGAUAGACAGAAGGACAGAAAGAGAGAGAGAAAGAAAAGUACAGAGAAGAAAAAGAAAGAAAGAAAAAAGAAAGAAAGACAUACCCUGUAAAAAUAAUGUGGUGUACAAUUGUGUAGACACCUUAAAAGUUUACUACACAUCACAAUACGAAAACAGUACUAUAAUUGUAUCUCUUUCUUAGUCCUAUUUCUCUAAUAAAAGGAUGAAGCAAUAUAAAAUAAUGGUUAUUGGGUAUUAAACAUGAUUCCUCACCCCAGGACCUACUAAAAUAUCCGGUCACGAUUUGUUAUUUUGCCCAUUUGUAGACUGCAAUAGAAUUACUGUCCUGUUUCUUCUCGGAGACUACAUAAUAUAAUCAGUCAAAUGUUGAAAUCUAAGCUCUGCUAAGGACGCUGUAGAUCAUUUCGAAGGUUUUCCUACGUUUGGACAAAGGAAUGGGAGGAACUAUUUUAGAUAUAUAAGAAAAUUAUGCGUAUACCCCUCUCGGAAUUAAAACUCGUUUUUCUACUUGGAAGAUCAAGUUUUGUAGCUUACCCCAGCUCUGCAGUCGGAAAAAUUUCAGAGCAGUGGGCAGUCGUUUAACCAGUUCAGAGCAGAGGCGUCGCCAUCUAUGUCUGUAAAGACACGCUAAAAAAUGGUCAUUCGAGAGAGC